CUCCGGAGGAGCAGAGGCCGCCGCUGCCGCUGCCGCUGCUGCUGCUGGAGAGGAGCGGCGUCUGACCUCGGCCGCCCGGGGAAUGGCCGGGCUGGACACCUAGCGUCCGCGGCGAGGGAAGGGCCCCGCCGGCUGCCCGCCUUCAGCGUUGGAUCUCGCUGCGAGCCGCGGGCACACACCCGAAACCGGCCAACGGCCCCGAGCGCCCGUGCCUCCCCACACCAUGAACGAGGACGCCAUCUGCAGCGCCCUGCCCACCAUUCCCUACCACAAGCUGGCCGACUUGCGCUACCUGAGCCGCGGCGCCUCUGGCACGGUGUCGUCGGCCCGUCACGCGGACUGGCGCGUCCAGGUGGCCGUGAAGCACCUGCACAUCCACACCCCGCUGCUCGACAGUGAAAGAAAUGAUGUCUUAAGAGAAGCUGAAAUUUUACACAAAGCUAGAUUUAGUUAUAUUCUUCCAAUUUUGGGAAUUUGCAAUGAGCCUGAAUUUUUGGGAAUAGUUACUGAAUACAUGCCAAAUGGAUCAUUGAAUGAACUGCUACAUAGGAAAACUGAGUAUCCUGAUGUUGCUUGGCCAUUAAGGUUUCGUAUCCUGCAUGAAAUUGCACUUGGUGUCAAUUACCUGCACAAUAUGAAUCCUCCUCUACUUCAUCAUGACUUGAAGACUCAAAAUAUCUUACUGGAUAAUGAAUUUCAUGUUAAGAUUGCAGAUUUUGGUUUAUCCAAAUGGCGCAUGAUGUCGCUCUCACAGUCACGAAAUAGUAAAUCCGCACCAGAAGGAGGCACAAUUAUCUAUAUGCCACCUGAAAACUACGAACCUGGACAGAAAUCAAGGGCCAGUGUCAAGCACGACAUAUAUAGCUAUGCUAUUAUCACAUGGGAAGUCUUAUCCAGAAAACAGCCUUUUGAAGAAGUCACCAAUCCUUUGCAGAUUAUGUAUAGUGUAUCUCAGGGACGUCGACCUGACACUAACGAAGAAAGUUUACCUUUUGAUAUACCUCAUCGAACACUUAUGAUAUCUCUAAUAGAAAGUGGAUGGGCACAAAAUCCAGAUGAAAGACCGUCUUUCUUAAAAUGCUUAAUAGAACUUGAACCAGUUCUGAGAACAUUUGAAGAGAUAACUUUUCUUGAAGCGGUUAUGCAGCUGAAAAAAACAAAGUUACAGAAUGCUUUAAGUACUGGUCACGUAUGUAAUGAGAAGAAAAUGGAAUUAUCUUUGAACAUAUCUGUAAAUCACGGUCCACAAGAGGAAUCAUGUGGAUCCUCUCAGCUCUAUGAGAGUGGCACUUCCCCUGGCACCUCAAGAUCCCUGUCAGCACCUCAGGACAGCGAUUUUUUAUCUAGAAAAACGCAGGACUAUUCUGUGAAGCUACAUCAGUGCCCAGUAAAUCACAGUUGGAAUAGCACUGUGCCUCUAUCUCAGAAGACACCCUGCUGUGAUCACAAAACCUCCCCAUGUUCUUUAAUAUUAAUAAAUCCACUCCUGGCUGAGCAAAAUUCAGAACGUGUACAGCCUGGCAUAGCUCAACUAUGGAUCCAGAGCAAAAGGGAAGAUAUUGUAAACCAAAUGACUGAAGCUUGCCUUAACCAGUCACUAGAUGCCCUUCUGUCCAGGGACUUGAUCAUGAAGGAGGACUAUGAACUUAUUAGUACCAAACCCACAAGGACCUCAAAAGUCAGACAGUUACUGGACACUACUGAUAUCCAAGGAGAAGAAUUUGCCAGAGUCAUAGUUCAAAAGUUGAAAGACAACAAACAGAUGGGUCUUCAGCCUUACCCAGAAAUACCUGCAAUUGCUAAAUCAUCAACUUUAAAUUUACCUCCCAAUAAAAGCUUAUAGAUGGGUCUUUUUCAAGAAGAAAAGUCAGUUUAUCAAAUGAUAUUUAUCUUUGUUGCCUUUUUUGUAAAAUCCAUUUGAGUAUUCAAGCUUUACAGAAGAUUCUUCUUUAGACAAGUGUUAGUCUCCUUCAUGACGAUGCAAUAUUUCAUAAUAUAAGUAAAGGCUUGCAGUUUUGCUACACAAUUUAAUUUGAAUGUCUUUCAGUAACUAAAACAUUACUAAGUGUAAUAAUUAUAUUCUAGUCCAUAACAGUGCUUUAAGAUAUUAAGUGUUUCUAAUGGAAAUCACUUUCAUAUUCACUUUCUUUGUGGAUUAUUUAUUACUGGUCUAAGAUGCAGUUUGUGCCUUUCCACAGAGGUCAUAUAAUUCAGUACAGAAUUCUUGCCUUAGAUUCCCAGGUUUAAAUUCUCUUAAAAAGCUCACUUAUUUUAAAUCACUUUAUUUAGAUUACACUUUACAAUUUUGUUCAUGAAUUAUUCUUUAACAGUGUUUCAGAAAACACAAAGUACGUAAAGAAAAAAAUGAGCCUUUCAAAACCAGUUAGAUGCCCCCAUUUUUAACCUCAGCCUUCCCCCAUCACAAGCUAACCAAAAUGACUAGCCUGAUGUGUAGCAAUAUAUCCUCUAAAACCCUUGCUUCUGCUUAUAUUUAAAGCAUAUGCUCAUUUUAGAGAAGAUCUUUUCUUAAUAUUAUUACUAGUAUUAUAAUGUAUCAUAAUACAACCUGCUUUUUUGCACUUAUUAUAUACAGCCCUCCAGAUCAGGUAGCGGUCUGAGUCAUUCUUUUUUGUUGUUGCAUAAUGUCUAUUCAGUGUUUUAUAUUUUCUUAGCUUGUUUACACCAAAGUAAACUCAAACAAUAAAGGUACCAUGUAAGUUCUUUUCUUA
Messenger RNA from Ochotona curzoniae (black-lipped pika), 2729 nucleotides. RefSeq names its product receptor interacting serine/threonine kinase 2 (gene RIPK2). Gene Ontology annotation, molecular function: ATP binding; JUN kinase kinase kinase activity. Gene Ontology annotation, biological process: positive regulation of apoptotic process; innate immune response; protein phosphorylation. Bases 224 to 1843 code for a protein of 539 amino acids. Gene Ontology annotation, cellular component: cytoplasm. The record is from RefSeq and is a predicted model, not a curated record. The transcript has 11 exons. Lineage: Eukaryota; Metazoa; Chordata; Mammalia; Lagomorpha; Ochotonidae.